AUGUCUGCAUCCACCCCUCGCACCUCGCUGCGACAGGGCCUACGCCACGCCCCUAAAGUCAAUCAACCCUUCAUCCCCGACACAACUCCCGCCCGUCGCUCCCACAUUCACCCAGGCCUAACCUCGACUUCACCACAGCCCCAAAGCUCGGUCCCCAUGCCCCUUGACCCUGCUGCAAAUCCCACCAGCUCGCAGUUCGCCGUCGAGAGCUGGCAAGGAAAGGACCACAGACAACUUCCCAUGUCAACGAGAGAGGUCCCAACACCCGGAAAUCGCCCGCUGAUCUUCGCGCAUUUGCGUGACCCAUCAAAAGCACCACGGCAACUGGAUUACUUUGAUCCCCACUUUCCCCUACAAUACCUCGAGGUCCCCAGGAGUCAGUACAACCCAUAUGGUCCCCCAGCCGUUGGAAUCUCACUAACAUCUGGUCCCUAUCCAGCGGAUCACAUUUACAAACGUGCCCACUAUGGUCUCCAAUCAGGUAUCCCGGAUGAAGUUGACUUUGCACUCUAUCACCUCGUUCAAAUUUCCAACCAACGCUGGGACAAAUUCAAAUUCGAAGGGUUCCCGCUACUCGCGGAAACCCUAAUGCAGAAAGCACUCGAUCUUACGCAACUCUGCACAGGGGUCAAAUGGGAGUUCCAAUACGAUCCACGUCAACCAGCUGACCGUGUUAACGUUUUAAAUUCGCUGCAUGGUACCCGGGACAUUCUUGACAAAAUCAGCAAAAUUCCAGUCAACCUCCCCGACGACAGCCUUGAAACCUAUGAAUUUAAUCAUCAACUGCGAAACAUCAAGGAGGCUACGCUGGUGCUGAGAAACAUGGUGCUCCUCAAGGAGAACGCGUUUUAUGUGUCUCGGUAUGCGAACGGCCUAUUACGGGACUUCUUGGUCAUCUUGAUCAAUGCCCCGAACCAGCCUCGCUUGAACGAAAUAAAAAACGAUGCUCUUGAUAUUGCUGAAGAAGUCACCAAGUUCCUGCAGACUGAUCCUAACGACCCGCUGUGGAUCUCACUAGUCAAGUGUUUGGAUUCCUCAGAUCGUGCCCAUGUUGUGCGGUCCUUGUGGGCCUUGACACAUUUCGGUACUGAACUGGAUGAUGCAGAUGCCAACCGUGCAUUGGAAACCAUGACAAAACCAACUCUUCAACAGAUGUACUAUCACACACUGCUCGACCUCGACAAGGAUAUCCUGAGCGGUGCACUUGACUUCUGGUACCAAUACACCCUUAGUCACGACAAUAUCGAGACACUGAUGGAUGUUGUCAACUUCCCAAUCGUUUUUGUUCCGCGCAUGGUUGCUCUUCUGACUUAUGAAGCACGGCCCACCAAGCAUGAGACCGUUCUCCAGGAGGAAAAGGUCGCUCCCCCACCAACUGAAAUUCCACGUGUGCCAGCCGAGCUCUUGGAGAAACUCAUGGAGCUAGCGGAACCGGAACGAAGCUCACAAUGGCUACGGUGCUGUUUCAUCGAAGAUGCAGAAUGCGAGAUCACACAAAUUGCCCUAUGGCAAGCCUAUCAGAGUCGGUUUGCCGAUCCUCGUGUCGCGGGAAGUGGCGUGCUUCCUGCUGCUGAGUUUAUCAAGAACGUCAGCAACACAUUUACAAACGCCCAAGCACAAGUCAUCAACGGGCCAGGUGCUACCACAAAGUUCAUCAUCAAGGGCAUCCGACCCCUAGAAACUGCUCACACGUUUGAAGGCUUCCCCUAUUCGUACUGCCGUUGGGCAGAUCAUUCCAAGCCCUCUAAGAUCUGCCAACGUGCUUUUACAUCACCAACUGACCUUCGCAACCACGUCUUUGGCGAGCACAUGAGUCUGGAGCCCGCAGACUCGGCUGACGCGUCUGGUCAAUAUAAACUAGACACCGCCGAGACGCCCAUUCACACUUGUCAAUGGGACCACUGCGUACGCUUCCGCGCCUCUGGCCCCAGUGCCAACACUUCCAUGGUUGCUGGGCAUGUUUCUUCACAUCUGCCAGAGGAUCGACCCACGGACGCACGGCCCAUGACCGCCAAGCGGGCAGUUCUCCAGGAACGAAUUGUUCGCAAAUGGUACUACAUGGACACACCGACCAACGAGAAGGGCGAGCCAUUCGGCGUGGCCUACAAGGCUGCAUUGGUUCUGCGAAACAUUGCUCGCGGUCUUCCAAACCGCACCACAUCAAAGUACGGCGGGCUUCCCUGGAAGAAGGCCUGUUUCACCAGCCAGCGCCCCAAGGUCGUCGAGGUUUGGGACCGUAACCGUGCCCUUCGCAAGGAGUUGACCGAGUUGAUCAUGGUCAUGGAGAAGGAGGUCGACUACUGA
Penicillium salamii is the source of this 2304-nucleotide messenger RNA. The record is from the annotation of a GenBank genome assembly. Lineage: Eukaryota; Fungi; Ascomycota; Eurotiomycetes; Eurotiales; Aspergillaceae.